Molecule: messenger RNA, 1640 nt
Organism: Daphnia pulicaria
Lineage: Eukaryota; Metazoa; Arthropoda; Branchiopoda; Diplostraca; Daphniidae
Product: WSC domain-containing protein 1-like
Exons: 5
Coding region: 136-1191 (351 amino acids)
Source: RefSeq, a predicted model, not a curated record
UUAUCUGACCUCCUCCUACUUUUCGUAAUAUAUAGUAAUAAAACCUCCAAACUUAAAGAUCAAUAUUAGAUAACAAAGCUUGAAAACAAUUCAAUUUAAAUAUUUUUAGAUAUUGUGGAAGGAUUAUGAGAUACGAUGUCAAGCUAUUGGAAAGCUGUUGUGAUGUGUUUUUCAACUUUUACAGUAUUUUUCUUACAAAAUCUUUCAAGUAUAAGUCAAGUUUUAUUAGCCUUCAUUUUCCAACACGUGCUUAUGUUUAAAUCUCCUAUAGGUGAUACAACUGAUAGUGAUGAAUUAAAAAACUUUAAGAAUGGAACUAUUCGUGAAAAAAACCAAACACAUUGGGAUCGAAAAGCAACUUAUCCAUGGAUUGGAGAUCCCAAAUGCCAACAUUUUGUAAUUGAGUUGGCUGAAAGAGACAGUCUUGCCAAAUGGCCAUUGACGUCUUUUCCAGGCAGCGGAGUCACUUGGACCAGACAAUUAAUUGAAGGUGUAACAGGUAUUUACACUGGAUCUGUUUAUGACGGUGAUCCAUCACCAGUUUUGUCACCAGGACACGAAAAUGAUAACACCGACGACCCAUUGUGUGGUUGCACCAUCAUAGACAAAGACCAUGAAGCCACUAUUACAACUUUCGGGCUAGCGAGCUACUUUGAAUUACUCCAUCGUCAUGGGAACGCUGGGAUCGUAAACCAGCAAUACGACAGACGUGGUGUGUUAUUGUUGAGGAAUCCAAUGGAUGUGGUGUUUGCUUAUCAAAAUUGGGUACACGGCGGAAAAACAGGCAAAGCUCCACCAGAAGCUUUCAAGGGUAUAAAUUGGGAAGACGCAGUAGAAUAUGUUGCGUACGCGUGGGCAGAUCAUGCCAUUCGCUGGAUAGAGCAAAUUGAAAAUGGAACUGUGCUUUUUUAUGAAAAACUGAAAGGUGAAACAGCAGAAAUAGAGCUCGAGAGGGUUCUAAACGUAUUGGAUUUUCACCCAAUUGAUGCGAAUCGCAUGCGAUGCACUCUGGCUCAUCGAAAUCGAACAGACCAUAUGCGAAUCAAUAAACCUCGAAUGUAUUUGGAACCUCAUCACCGGAUGAAAUUAAUAAAGGCGAUUCAUCGGGUUCAGCAAAGCUUACGAAAGAAGAAAUGGCCAAGACUUCCUAUAUACUUGUUCGACAUGCACAGUCCAGAAGGAAAUAUUUAAAGUGUCAUUACUGGGUCAUUAUUUUAGCUUUUUUUGCUUAAUUCCGCUUUCGAUGACCCUUAAUGAUGGUUUCAACUACACAUUAGCCAAAAACUACUUAUUUGAAUCUAUUAAAGUAUUUUUCGGCUACUGUAUUCAUUAGUAGCGUAAAAAUCAGUAGUUUUAGCAUACUUAUUUUUCGAAUUGCCUAAUUAUGCUUUUUUGAUACAUUUUUUGAUAAAUAAUUAGUUUACAUAUCCAUUCAUUUUUUGUAUUUAUUUCUUUAUGUUAAAUUUAUUUCGUAGAACUCAUUGUUAAAAACAAUCCGUUUACGUAAAUUUAAAGUUAUUUUUAACUUUAGUUAAAAAAUAAAGUGUCUUCUCAUCUACAAUAUCCCUAAGGGUAAAAAAAAUUCAAAGUGAUUUUUCUACCCAGGGAGAUUUUGAAGUUUGAGGCUGAUAUUUUUAGUA